AUGCAGCAACAACUCAUGCACCAGAUGCAGCACCGCCCCACACCCACAGCUGCCUUCAACACCACCACUAUUACUACUGAUCAUAUCCAACAGUAUUUGGAUGAAAACAAGACACUGAUCUUAAACAUUCUGGAAAAUCAGAGUACAGGGAAGUUCAGUGAAUGUGCAGAAAACCAAACAAGGCUACAGCACAAUCUCAUGUAUUUGGCUGCAAUAGCCGACUGUCAACCAAAGUCAUCUUCUACUCAACUCCAGCAACAGCAAUUGCAACAGAUGGUCCCCAAUUCCCAUAUGGUGACUCAAUCACACACAGUGUUCCCUCAGCAACCACCCUUUACAAUGAUACAGCAGCAGCAGCAACACGUGUUACAGAGCCAGCUUGGCAUUGGCAGUGGGAUUCAGGCCCCACGAAGCGAAAGUGGGACCAGCAUGGAAGGUCAAGGAUGUGGAGUUUUUCCUGAUUUCAGCUUUGGGGAAGUAGCCUCCUCACAUGGCGUUAGAACAGCAACCUUUUUAACAGCUAAAGAUAACAGAGGCAUAGCUAGUAGUACUUCUAGUCAUACUCAUGAACAUGAACAUGAAGGUGCACACGACUUUCCACAAAAGAAAGGAAAAUUAACCACAGCAGCAACUUAA
Molecule: messenger RNA, 636 nt
Organism: Lactuca virosa
Lineage: Eukaryota; Viridiplantae; Streptophyta; Magnoliopsida; Asterales; Asteraceae
Source: the annotation of a GenBank genome assembly